CGACCGCCUGGCUUCGCGCCUGCGCUUCACCUCCGAGCCCGCGAGAGUCCCUGGGCGUGUGAACGCGGACAGGUGGCCUGCUGCUGGAUUUCCCCGAUCCUGAUCCUCUCCCUCUUCUCUAACACGGCCCCCGCACCGGAAAGCCAUCUAGCUCCUUAGAUGCAAACUGACGACAGCGGAAGCCUAAUCCCACUGUUUGGGCUGGGCUCGAGCUAGCAGCUCCUCCGCCCUGAAGAUUGCACGCAAGAACCGGGUCAGCCUCUGGAAGGCUGCGUGUCGGGGCCACGCCGCAGCAGGCUGCGCUCGUCGUUCUCUGAGCCGGAGGAGACCCCGCAGCUGCCCGCCGUCGCCGACUUGUCGGGCGAGGCCGCCAGGCGCCUGAAGGGUGCGGGCAGGUGCGGGGAAAGCGCUGCGCGGCGGCUACCAUGUCUGCGCCUUGCUGUGCCGGCCAGUUGGCCUGUUGCUGUGGUACUGCUGCAUGUUCCCUUUGCUGCAAUUGUUGCCCAAAGAUAAAACAGUCGACCAGCACCCGCUUUAUGUACGCCUUGUACUUCAUCUUGGUGGCCCUCAUUUGUUGCAUCAUGAUGUCAGAGACCGUAGCAAAACAAAUGAAAGAACAUAUUCACUUUUAUGAAACAAUAUGUCAACGUAUUCAAGCAGGUGAUUCCUGUGAGAAGCUGGUGGGCUACUCUGCCGUUUAUCGAGUAUGUUUUGGAAUGGCAUGUUUCUUUUUCAUCUUCUUUUUACUCACAAUUAAAAUCAACAAUAGCAAAAGCUGCCGUGCCUACAUUCACAAUGGAUUUUGGUUUAUUAAACUUCUCAUCUUGGCAGCAAUGUGCUCAGGAGCCUUUUUCAUUCCAGAUCAGGAUACCUUUCUUAAAGCAUGGCGUUAUGUUGGUGCUGUGGGCGGGUUUCUCUUCAUCAUCAUUCAGCUUAUCCUCCUUGUAGAAUUUGCACACAAAUGGAAUAAAAACUGGACAUCUGGCACAAAGCACAAUAAACUUUGGUACGGCUCCUUAGCUCUUGUGACUCUCAUAUUAUAUUCCGUCGCUGUUGGAGCUCUAGUUGUGAUGGCUGUCUUUUAUACCCGUGCUGAUGGCUGUACAUUUAACAAGAUCCUGCUUGGCGUCAAUGGUGGUUUGUGCUUGCUUAUUUCAGUGGUAGCCAUCACACCCUGUGUCCAAAACCGUCAGCCUCAUUCUGGCUUGUUGCAGUCAGGUAUUAUCAGCUGCUACGUCAUGUACCUCACCUUCUCAUCUCUUUCAAGCAAACCUCCAGAAAUCAUUUUAGAUGGGAAUCAGAAGAAUAUGACAAUCUGUGUGCCUGACUUUGGCCAAGAGCUGCAAACGGAUGAAAACUUGGUGACUGGGCUGGGAACUACUAUUUUGUUCUGUUGCAUUUUAUAUUCCUGUUUGACCUCAACAACACGAGCAAGCUCUGAAGCACUGAGAGGGAUAUAUGCAACACCUGAAACUGAAGUAGCUCGCUGCUGUUUUUGCUGGACUCCAGAUGGAGAUGCUGAGGUUGAAGAGCAUACUCGGAAAAAGAGCGGUCAGAAAGUAAUUUAUGAUGAAAAGAAAGGAACUGUGUACAGCUAUGCUUAUUUCCACUUUGUAUUCUUCCUGGCAUCUCUUUAUGUGAUGAUGACUGUUACCCAUUGGUUCCACUAUGAAAAUGCUGCAAUUGAAAAAUUCUUCGCUGGAACCUGGUCCAUCUUCUGGAUUAAAAUGGCUUCUUGUUGGGUGUGUGUCCUUCUCUACCUGUGGACUCUUCUAGCACCUUUCUGUUGCCCAACCAGAGAAUUCUCCGUUUGAAGCUGCCUCUGUUACAACUCCAUUGGUUUAAUCAAGUUAUCUGUAUAAUCAUUUUCCUAACAUUGAUGGUUAGGAUAAUGUUUCUCUCAUGGAACAUUACACCUUGAGACCAAUUUUUUUAAAAAAUAUUUUCAUUAUCUAAAUUUAAAGGAGUCUGAAAAAACACAUCUAGUUCAAUGUGGCAAGUCAGCCCAGAUCUUGAAUAUAUAUGCAUAUUGUUUGAUACUCCAUAAUAAGUAAAUAAAUCUGAUUUUUAUUUAGAAUUAUAAAAAGGAGAUAACACUUGACUGGGUGAGAUGUCAUAUUCAGUGGGAAGAGUAUGAAGUCAAGGGUUUUUUUUCUGUAAUCUCAUGGUAAAUUAUUACAGAUCUGGAUUGCGAAAGAAAAGGAUUUGUGGGUAUAAAAAUAUUUAUUUAUAUUAAUGAAAGGCACCUUUUAUGAAUCAUGGGUGACAUGACAUGGAACCUGAAAUUUUGACUGGGAUGUGCAACACUGUAAAUGUUGGUGCAAUUAUCUAUUAUGAGCCACUCUGGGACUAAAUGCAUCUAAUAAAGUAUUCAGUGUAGGAAUAGUGGACAACAAAAUAAGAAUUUUAUCUCAUCAAAGCAUUUUUAGUAAGUCUGUGGAAUCUUUUCUCUCUCACGCGCACGCGCGCGUCUUUCAGAUUUUUGGUUUCAUCAUUAAAUAUAUUCUGAUGCAAUUAUAUUUAAAUUCAGUAGUAGAUAAAAUGGGAAAAACAGUUUAAUUCAGUGUAAUUUUAAUAUCUCAGUUUGAACGGAAUCUUUAAUGGAAAUUAACAUUUUGUAUUUCCAAUUCCUAAUUUGGCAUAUGUUCUCCUUCCUGUGCCUAUCAAGGUUCAUUUGGAGAUUCCUUAAUUAUUACAAUCAAAACAUGCUUCCUUGUCUGGAAGUAAGUCCCAUGGAAUGCAUCAGAACUGGAUUCAGAUUAAACAUGUUUAGGAUAACACUGCAAGCUAUUCUAAUCAUAAAUUCAAAGGUUAGCUUGCUAGGAAAUGGGCAUCAUCGCUUCCUUUUGAUUCAGCUGUGAAAUCUCAGUUGCCGUGUUAGGAAAACUGCACUAGAAUUGGUAGUAUGAUGUUCUCAAGGUUUAGUUCUUACCAAUUAUAUUAUUUACAACAGCUGCUUCCAUUUAAAAUUUUCAGAUAGGUGGAAGCCAACCACCUCUUGAUGAUAAAAGAAGUGCCUGUUUUCAAAGCCAAGCAAACUGUGAAGGACUGAACUAACAGACAGUAUCGCUAUUUCUUUUUUAGUGUACUUAUCUCCCUUUAUGUAUGCAUUUAUUUCUUUGGCAUUCUAUGAAUUCAGCCUGUUUAAAAACAACACAUCACCUAAAUGCCUCUUGCAAAACAUGCCUCCCUGUUUCCUUGAAUCAUUUUUGAAUAAUUGAAAUCUUUGAGCACGAAGGUUUUAAGACUUCCUAGAUAAUCUGAUGUUGUUAACGUGCUUUUUAAAAAGCUGAGAUAAGCUCUGACUGAGGAAAGGGUACUAUUGCUACAAAAAAUUAGACCGUUUCCAGCUCCUUAGAUUUAUUCCUAGGAUGGCUCUUUCAGCCUCUACGUUAUUCUGUCUGGUGAGGACAGAAUCAACCUUUUAAUGCAUUAUAACUAUUUCUCAAAGAAGAGGGGGCAAGGGAGAGAAAAUGUCAAAGGGAAUCGCAGGGACCAUUUUAAAAUGUGCUGAACUUUUCACACUACUGUUACCUUCCCUUGGUAACGUGCCUUUGUAUUUUACAGCAGCAAAAUUCCGCAGAUAUUAAGGAACAAACAUUUUAAGUCUAAAAGGGGCAUUAAUAUACUCAAUUGAGUACUGUCCUUUACCGUAUGAUGGGCAAGAUUUGGGGUGUUGGCUUAUUCUAAAUGGUGUUCAAAUGCCUUGAAACUGAUCUUUGCGAAUAACAAGAACUGGUCAUGUGAAGUAUGUCAUCCCACAAAGUAAAGCUUUAUUAAGAAAUCACAUCCUGAACUUGUUAGGUUCCAAGCAGUUGGUUCCCCCUGCUAAAUUCAUUUUGCAUAUGUUAAUUAUUGUAAUUGGUGAAGUAUUUCAACAAAUGCUUGUAAAUCAUACACGUUUUUAAAGGUUAAAACCUACUACUAGCCUAUUUUGGGUGCCUAUUUUAAGGGGGGGAGUCAGUGGUUUGUGGUAAAGCAGUAGUUUUUGCCACAGUUUUGCCAAAAGUUUUUAUCAAAAACAAAAUUAGGACGGAAAAAUAGAAGGUUAUCUGUGCAACAUUGCACAUAAGUCUUAAUUACAUUUUACUGUACUAGUAAAUGUUUCAUGACAGUGUUUAGGGCCUGACGUAAAGAAAGCUUGGAGCCCAGGUGUAGCACAAAUACUGUUGCAGCCAGGGGCAUCUGCAGGGGGAUUUCCAAACAAAUGAGAGGGUGGCUGCAAUUGCAAUUGUGUUUGCCAUCUUUCCUUUUCUUCUCCCCCCCUCCCCCCUUAGAUGCGCCUGAUUGCAGCUUUCCCCACACACUGCUGGGGAAAACUGCUCUAUUAAUGUAAAGGUCAGUUAUGAAAGGGGUAAGAUUCCUUUCCCUCCAUACUCACUCAUUUCUAUGAAAUAAACCUCCUGGUAGAUUUAUAGCUAGAGAAGGAUAUCCAAUGUGGGUUUUAAAAGUCCAGGUGAUCACUGGCUGGCAGCAAGAGUUAAUGCUUCCUGCAUCUCUUCUGACAUCUAGUGGAUAUCUGGAUGUUUGCAGCCCAACUAUGGUACAACUAAGCUAUGCCAUUUCCUAAAGAGUUCUUUAAAUAUACUACCAGCUUUUAAUAUUUUAACUUCAGAAAUGAAUAAUUCCUUUACUAUUUUUAUUUACAGCAUUUUCAUCUUGGGAUAGUUCUUCAUAAGCAAUUAUUUUUUAAAAAAAUUUAACUUUUGAUACAAUGUUGAUCUUUUCUAAAUACCUGGGGAUUUUAUUCAGAAUUGUACCUAAAACAUUACUGUUUUUACUGCAUCAAAUUUAAGGCUAUAUUAUGGGGUUAAUGGUUGAGACUUCGAGAUGAGUCCAUAGUAUAAGUCAAGCAACUUGUGUUUUUAAAGCAUUUUGUUGGGUUUUUCAAAAAUAAAUUCAUAUUCAAAAAGUAUUAUAGAUGUACUUCUUUGAUCAAUAAACUUCAGUUUGUUAGAAAUUUC
This is a messenger RNA of Candoia aspera, 4964 nucleotides long. It is a transcript of the gene SERINC5, whose product is annotated as serine incorporator 5. The transcript is spliced from 12 exons. The record is from RefSeq and is a predicted model, not a curated record. Lineage: Eukaryota; Metazoa; Chordata; Lepidosauria; Squamata; Candoiidae. The coding region runs from base 426 to 1814 and encodes 462 amino acids. Gene Ontology annotation, cellular component: membrane.